Molecule: messenger RNA, 1044 nt
Organism: Trichomonas vaginalis G3
Lineage: Eukaryota; Parabasalia; Trichomonadida; Trichomonadidae
Product: Nop seven associated protein 1 family
Exons: 1
Coding region: 1-1044 (347 amino acids)
Biological process (GO): ribosomal large subunit biogenesis
Cellular component (GO): preribosome, large subunit precursor; nucleolus
Molecular function (GO): protein binding
Source: RefSeq, a predicted model, not a curated record
AUGCACGCGAUUGUUACUGACGCAUAUGGUAAAGUUCGCGUAAUUAAUGUAUGGGAGAAUAAAGUUAUUUGCACUAUUGGCGGCAGUGAUGAUGAAAUUUCAGACAAAAACUGGAGAAUUGGAGGACUUUACAUGAUUAAUCCAGAUGAAGCAGCAGUCAUUCACGAUUCAGGUAAAGCAUCAUUCUUCGAAUUCCAAAAUAACACAAGAAAAUCUAUUUUAGACAUCGGAGAACAAGCAAAAUCAUUUUCAUUACAUGGAUAUCAAGACAAACUCGUUGGAUGCUUCAACGGAUAUGUUGCAGUAUUCAAUGAAGAGAAAGUUAUUACUAAAUUUGAUACAAUCAAAGCAUCAUGCGCUAAUUCUUUCGAAAAUCUUGCAGCUUACGGCAGAAUUAAUGACAGAUGCGUUGUUUACGAUGUUGAGCAACAGAAAGACAUCUGGACAUCAGCCCCACCACCAAAUGAUGAGCUAGGAAUUCCAUUAAAAGAUGAUGAUUCUUCUAUUGAGUUUUACAAUGAUAAAAUGUUCCUUGUUGGCCAAGCACAAGGUGGAGUUCUUGUUUAUGACCUUCGUGCUGGCAGUGAACCCAUUGUUCGCGCUAAAGUUUUCGAAGAGUUCCCGGCAAUUGUUAUGAGGAACUUUGGCGAUAAUAUAUUUGCUUUUGGAGACACAUCCGGCCAAUUCCGCUAUGGACAUGUUGAAUACGACGAAGAAAAAGAUAAAAUUACAAAUGUUAAAGUUGACAGAUCAUUCUACGGCAUGACUGGUGGUAUUGUUGACCUUGCCAAGCAUCCUAGCGCUCCAAUUGUUGCUUCAUUAUGCUGCUCUCGAACAAUUCAUUUAUUUGAUACAUCAAAGACACUUAAAGAAGCUGCAAAGGUUGCAUAUACAAAGGUUAUGCCAACAUGCUUCGUUUUACGCAAUGAUGAGCUUCCAAAUGAAGAUUCAAGUGAAGCAGAUUGGGAUGCACUUCCAGAAAAUGGCGAAGGCAUUUGGGAUAACUAUACUCCAUGCCCACAGUCAAAGAAAAAUAAAGAAUAG